This is a messenger RNA of Colletotrichum chrysophilum, 2697 nucleotides long. RefSeq lists its product as uncharacterized. Gene Ontology annotation, biological process: proteolysis. The record is from RefSeq and is a predicted model, not a curated record. Bases 1 to 2697 code for a protein of 898 amino acids. Gene Ontology annotation, cellular component: cell wall; membrane; cytosol. The transcript has 4 exons. Gene Ontology annotation, molecular function: serine-type endopeptidase activity; tripeptidyl-peptidase activity. Lineage: Eukaryota; Fungi; Ascomycota; Sordariomycetes; Glomerellales; Glomerellaceae.
AUGAAGUCCCUCUUUACGCAAGCCGCCAUCGCGGCUUACCUUCCUCUUCUGGCGGCUACCGCUUACAAGGAUGCGUUCGUGGUUGAAUUUGACGGAUCAGCUCAGUUGACCGCCGACAACUUGAACAACCAAGUCCAGACUUCACUCGCUAGUUCUGGCAUAGAUUGCACCGCAUCAAAGCGAUACUACUUCACUCACGCCGUGUUUCAGGGGGCCUCCUUCAACCUAGAAUGCAAUAACGACAAAGUCGCCCAAAAGUCUGUUCUUGCGACUGUUCAGGGUAUCGACGGAGUUAAGAAGGCUUGGCCGGUUAUCAACAUUCAGCCAACUCUCUACAACGACAGACGCAUUGGCCGUGAUUUUGGAACAUACGUCAAGCGUGACCUGCCACAGCUCCAUGCCAGGGAUGAAGCAGUCGACACUCUAUCCACACACGUUGACACUGGCGUCGCCAAGCUUCACGCAGCCAACUUUACCGGCAAAGGCGUGCGCAUCGCUGUUAUUGACAGUGGCUUCGACGUAGACGUCCCGGGCCUCAGCAAGGUUGACAUUGGUUACGCGCAUGACCUGACGGACAACGAUAAUGAUGUCCGUGACAACUGCUCUUCUCACGGCACUCACGUUCUGGGUGUCAUUGCUGCCAAGGGGGACGAAGCUCGCUACGGUGUUCUCGGCGUGGCACCUGAUGCAACCUACGAGCUUUAUCGCAUUCAGCCUUGCAUCGGAGGCAGCACUAACGAUAUGUUGAUCAACUCUUUUCUGGAGGCUGCUGAUCGAGGUGUUGACGCUAUCUCUUGCUCUUUUGGUGGUGGUCAAGCCUUUCCUGAAGAUCCCUGGUCUGCUGUAGCCACGCGACUCUUUAAGAAUGGCACAUAUGUCUCUCUUCCAAGCGGCAACGGAGGCCCUGGAGUCUUUUCAGGCGUCAGUCCCGGCAUGGCCGAUGCUAUCACAUCCGUCGGCUCCACGGACAACACCGUCACCCCAUAUCUCACCUGGCAAGGAAACUGGACCUCUGGUACCGAUGGUGGAGAGAUCCGAUUCGUUCCUGGUCUGCCAUAUGAUCUUCCUGCAAACAACCAGUUAACCAUCUGGUCCCCGAACAAGGAAGUUGAUGCCCCUACUGACUGUCAGCCACUUCCGAGUCCGACAGACCUGCCAACUGAUCUUUCAAAUACUGUCAUUCUCGCCUCGCUCUCGCAAUGCUGGACAGAUGCCAGUGGUGCGGACGCUUCCAUUACGAAGGCCUUGGGAAUUCCCUACAUCAUCUACUACGCCACGAAAAACUGGACCGUUGCAGACGGUCCCGGAUUCUACGAAGACAGCUCGGAUCCCAAUCUCAAGGGCAUCGCCACAGUAGAGUACGACGUUGGUGUUAAGCUACUGAACGCGUUCCAUAAAGACCCUGCCUCGAAGGUUUAUCUCGCCAACGAGGCCUCAAUUGCCAACAUUAAACUUGAGAACAAAGUCAACAACCUCACGGGUGACUUUGCGUCGAGUUUCUCCAGCUGGGGCCCGACCCUUACUGGAGGCGCUAUGCCCCUCGUCCUUGCCCCUGGCGGCAACCUCAUCAGUACAUUUCCUAGCAAGUACGGAGGCUACGGCGUCGUGAGUGGAACCAGUCAGUCAGUUCCAUUCGAGGCCGGCGUUGCCGGACUCGUGAGGCAGAACCACCCCGAUUACACUCCCGAAGAGAUCCAGGCUGUGAUUGCCACCACCGCUCGCCCGGUCAAGUGGAACGACGGCAAGGGUGCGGUCUCAGACUUCCUGGCUCCCGUGUUCCAACAAGGAGGUGGUUUUUUGGACGCAUGGAACGCAGUACAUUCCACAACAGUGCUCAGCACCGGUGCGCUCUCCUUUAACGACACGGCCAACCGCCCCAAAGAACUCAGCUUCAGCAUUAAGAACACGGGAACCAAGGCCAUUACGUACCACUUGAGCCAUGUCGGUGCAGCAUCCGGCUACAUUCUCAAGCAAGCCAAUGGCUACAACUUCACUAAGGGCGAAGCCACUGCAGUUUACGCCGACGUCAGCGUCACCCCAGCGACCAUCAAGGUUGAGCCUGGUAAAUCAUCGACUGUCUCCGUUGCACUCACCAAGGAGCCGAAUCUUCCUGAAGCUGCGACACGUGUGUCCUUCUUUGGCGGCUAUGUGGCCAUCGAGGCAGAGGGCUCAGCCGACGUGAACAACCUGACCCUCCCCUACACUGGCUUCGGCGCUCCGCUUGCAACACUCCCCAUUAUCAAGCGGGAUACAUCAUACCUCAUGAUGUGGAACAUGACAUCUUCAUCGCCGGUGCGCAUGGAAGAGGGCCGCGUCUUCACUUGCACCCUGGACACCAGCAAAGAUGUCCCCGCAUCUUUUGCCGACAACAUGUUUCCCGGAGUCUGGAUCGCGCUCUUCGUUCAAACACGGAACUUGAGCAUCUACAUCGUGGAUGCCGACUCCGGAAAGGAAGUCGCCAAGUCAUGGCAGACGACAUCGGAUGCUAUUUGGGGUCGUGCGAGCAACUGGUACUGGGACGGUUCUGAUGCGAAUAAGACUUUUAUCCCGGCUGGAAGCUACAUCUGGCGGGUGAAGGCGCAGAAGAUGAACGCAGACCCGUCUAAGGAGGAAAGCUUUGACGUGUAUGAAACGGGGAAGUGGGUGUUGCAGUAUUCUAACACCACUAUGGGGUCCAAUGCGACUUUGCAGUCAUGA